Cuscuta campestris is the source of this 2219-nucleotide messenger RNA. Lineage: Eukaryota; Viridiplantae; Streptophyta; Magnoliopsida; Solanales; Convolvulaceae. The record is from the annotation of a GenBank genome assembly.
CAUUUUUCCAGCUAUUUGUAAACAUUACCCUAAACAUUUUUAGGAGACCAAUUUGUGCCAAUUUCAUUAUGGUGUGAUGUUCUGAUAAUGGGCAGUGGCAGUUCAUUUGAAUACAUAUGUGAAGUACUUUGCUAGGAUUUAUUAUAUUGAGAUGCUAACUUUAUACUACCUCCGUUCCAGUGUAUUUGUCCAGUUUGACUUUUUCGAGUCAAAAUGGACAAAUUUUGAACUCCAAUUACUCUUAAUUUAUAUUGCAUAUUAGAAUAAUGAAAUACAAUUUUGAAAGUUCUCAACACGAUAAAUCCAAUAAAGUUAUCUUUAUGUUAAAAUACAUUACGUUUUUUAUUUAAUUGAAGCUCAAAGUUUGUCCAAUUUGACUCAGACUACACUGGGACAUAGGGAGCAUUAUAAAGUUAUGGCUGCAAUCAACUUUAUUUGAUUAAACGAUUCGUAUCUUGGCGAGGCAAGCCGUAAAUUUGUCACCACGGUUGCAGCCAUGGCGAUCUUAUCGUUUUCUGUAGCAAUGGGAAACUAUUCCGAGCUUCAAAAUAAACAAUUUUACAAUUUAUAGUUUUUGACUUUUUGUAUAAAUUGUAUUUCAAUGUGGUUUUUUUGGUGUCCAAAUCUGGGCCAUUUUAUGGGGAUGGCGUGGAAGAUUCAAGGAAGAUUUAAAAAAUAAUACUGAAAUGUUAUUCUGUGGAGGAGGCUUUGUGUGGAAGAGGGCAUUAUCUCCCAGUUUCAAUCUGGCCGGACGUCCAUUGCACUGUAUGUUCAUUUGUCAUUACAUUAGUGAACUAAUUGGCUUGGACUGACUCUUUGGAGAUACCAUGUACUGAAAUUCUUGAUGUGGGAAUACUUUUCUUUUGUCCAGAACUGAUUGUAUAUGUUUAUAAAUAGAGAUUUCAUGAGCUGCUGCCAUGUGUAACAAACUAUUUUCAGCCAUUGGAUGAGCAAAAAUGGCGGGAAAAUUCAGGACUGAAAUUGGAAGGGAUUUCUCCAUUAGCUUUUAUAUAUAUAGUAGAUUCGUUUUUCUCAGUCCAGCCUCCACCUCCGUACGUGCACUCCGUUCUCUCCCGUCUCUGCCUCGGCGUCGUCACCUGAGAAUCAGUUGCGGUUGGCUAAGGGUCAUCUCUCAGUGGCAGUAUGGGUUUCUAUGGCUCAUGGAAAUGGCUAUGGAUGAGAAGGGUUGUGGCCAGUGUGGGUUUACCUCUCCUUCACCCACCAUGGAUGAUGGAGAACCCCAAGUGAAGAAGAAGCAGGCCCUCAGUGGUGUGACAGCGACGUCUUAUUCAUUGGAAAUGAUCAGGACGAUGAGUACUUUGAGGAGUACAUAUAUAAUGCCUAUGUAUUUAACGAAUUUCCUUAUUUUCAGAGUACAUCGAUUAGGCGUCAAUGGUGGAUUUGGGUGAGAUAUCUUGGCAUUUUGGGUUUCUUUGGACUCGUGGGUUUGUUCAUCAGCACAUCCUCAUUGCACCAUUUUCUAACAAUUUUCCUGAAAUAUUAUGUGAACUCUUCUACUAGGAUGUACGUAGUGUCAAGCUAUUUCGUUACGAUCAGCUAUUGUCACUGUUUGUGUAGGAACCUGCUGAGUUUUACAUCCCAAGCUCCUAGCAAUGUCUAGGCUCAAGAAAUUGUAUCUGAACAGUUAACAAUUGUUGUUCCCUGAAACUACAUUUGUGGCCUCUCUCAAAGGGUUUAUCACUGUAGUAGCACAACCCCUUGGCUAUCUUUUCUGCCCUCACAUCUGCAGGUAUGUAUUUGUACCCUCUAUUAGAUUUAGUUUGACUUGAAAAAUUGAAUAGUUGGAAGUUGGCAGGCUUGGUUUUGAUGAGUUGCUGACUAGUGUAUAUUUGCUGGAUUAGGAAUAUUCCACUUCUAUUGAUUCUUCUUUAAGCCUUGCGUACUCAAUAGCCUGAGCUAUGCAACUAGGUUUGGAAGCUUUAACACACAACUUAAUUCUUGGUUUCAACCCUCCAAUAAAGCAAUCCAGAAAAUAUAAGAAUCAGGUAGAUAACUUGUAAGUUGUAACCCAAUUUUUUGCCCUUUCAACCUUGCAAUAUCUACCCAUUGUUCUUCUGGAAUUUUACCAAGGCUCCGUUUGGUACGCAUAAUUCAAGCAAUAGAAUUGGAAUUGGAGACGUCAUUUCGAAUUAUGCUGUUUGGUAGCACAAAAAUGUGUGAAUUUGGAAUUGAUUGUGCAAAAAAUGAUUUGGAAUUGG